Messenger RNA from Aspergillus calidoustus, 5409 nucleotides. Lineage: Eukaryota; Fungi; Ascomycota; Eurotiomycetes; Eurotiales; Aspergillaceae. The record is from the annotation of a GenBank genome assembly.
AUGGCGAACUAUCACAAUGGCAAUCAAUCCUACGGCCAGCCGGGCCAGACUCCCCGUUAUGAUGCGUACCCCCCUCCGACCGCCCAGCCGCUCCGACGAGUUCCCAGUUUCGACGCGGGGGACGACCAGAAUCUCUUCGCUGCUCCUGCCGGCCACAACCCCCGAGCGACCGACGGAAACCAUCGAUUUUCGAGUCUGAGCGAGCGAACCUCGGCCUCCAACGCCGUGCGCGAUGACUACGCCGAUCCGCGAUACUCUCAGGUCUCUGCAACGUCGCCGCCUCGGGCCCGCGCCCAGUCUCAGUCCAGCUAUCAGUAUCAGUACACCUCGUCGUCUUUGGCCCCCAUGUCGCCCACGCAAUCAUACAAUCCGCAACAAUACGCUCUACCUACGCCCGCAUCUCAGCACACUGGAUACAGCCCACUCUCCUAUUCCUCUUCCACCUCGUACGGGAACAGCACGAACAGCGGUGCGUCGCCGACCCACCAACCAUACAAUCCAGCUGCGUACCAGGCGGCGAGCAUCGGCGGGCUUGGAUCUCCUACGAUACAGCGCCAAUCGAGCAUGAUUUUCGCGCAGACGCCGCUAUCGCCACAUCCAUACCAAUCCUCUCACACUUCGCUACCGCCCCCACCACCCCCUCGUGGACCUGACCAUCCCUACGGCGGCCGCCCCUCUCCGCAGUAUCCCAGUGCCUCGCCCGGGCCCCAGUACGGAUUUCCAACACAGUCGAGUCAAUCGUCUCUCAACGUUUCGUCGUACAAUCUGGCUUCGCCGACCACACCGAGUACUGCAUUUGCGUCUGGGAGCGGUUCAUUAUCCAGCGCAACGUCCUAUACCUCGCGCACCUACUCUGGAGGAGUCCCUAUUCCCGCUUAUACCACGCAUCCUUCCCGUCUUGCCGAUCCGAGUCGGACACCGUCAGUGGAUGAGGAGCCGCCCGAGCCUCCAGCGCACUAUUCAGGCGACAACUACGACAAGCCGAUGCAUGGCCCGGGACGCGCCCUCCCUACACCUCCCAUCCAUCAAGCACAGCCCUCGACAUCGCCGCGACGAACCGAUACAUUGACUCGGCAUCCGCAGGCACGCCCUCUUCCAGGUCCUCCAGUCGAGACUGAUGAUCGCCGAGGUUCGGGAUAUCUGAACGGUGCAGGUGCGCAUCAAGCCGCUGACCAAUCUGGGUAUGACGAGCUGGUCAAUCAGAUUGAAGCGGCUUUCCCAGAAACUCAAUGGACCGGCAACUACCAGUCCAACCAGAGGCCACUGCACAUUGACAUUGAUCCAUUAGAUUCAGACAGAAGGGGGUCGAGUGAACCUCAGUCUGCUACGCCAGCGCCGCUCCAUAUUUCCCCGGACGAGAGGCAUACGCAUACAAACGGAAGUAUAGCUACGGGAACCGGGCAUUAUGUCAACUACGGCGCAUACGAGGAUGACAGUGACGCCGAAGCCGAAGCGGGGAUAGCUAUGAUGGCGAUGGCGGAGGAGGAGGACCGCGCCCAGGCCGACCGCAUGCAGGAGCGAUCACGCCGCGAAACCAAUGCCUCGACGACGAGUGGACUUUCCAAACGGCCUUCGGUGACAGCACCUUCUCCAGCGCAGAAUACCCGUGCAGAUUGGUACCCUCCGUACGGCAGCACCAGUCAGCUCGGCCAGUCUCCAUACGAAGAGGGAGCUCCGCACACAAGUCCUUAUGACGAAGAGCCUGAGCACGACAACCGCCAGGUGGCCACUUCGGGCUCCCGACACAGCUCCAAUGCAUCCCGCGAAGAACAUACCGAGUACUCCGACGAGUAUGACUACCCCCCGAUCAACGACGACUAUGUGCACCCAUUCCCCGAAUUUCCCUCGAGUGCGCGGGUGGACGCUGGCGGGACGGGUGGAUUGUCGGAGCCCAGCACAUAUAACCGGCGGAUGAGCUUUGAUUACGACGAUGAGACGGACGGCUCACUGUCGCACCGGAGGCAGUCACACCAGUCCGGAAGCGAGGGCUCAAUCGGGGGAGAGGAUGAAUUGACCGAUCUCUUCUUCCACCCAGGAAUGCGCCCACUGCCAGCACCACCGGAGGAGCCUGCGAAGAACGCGACCUUGAGGCCGCAUUUGAUGCCAGCCGGUACAUACCGGCAGUCGGAUCCUGGGGAGCAGUAUACAAACUCGUACUUCUCAGUUCCGUCUCCAGACUCGUACGCAGCGACCGUGCCCAGCCCCACUCAAUUCUCGCGGUCCACAUCUUUGACGAGCCAGCCCAUUGGACCUCGUGCUGACCCCCCUAUCAGGUCGAAGACCGAUGCAGACAGGGCCAAGUACAAGCAGCAGCAGGAGAUGUUACGCCAAGGUUCGCUCAAGCUCGAUUCCGGAAUGGAUCCUGCGGCGGCUGCUAUCGCCCUUGACCUGCCUGCGAUCCCCGCCGGUCGCCGCAAGAAGUUCCACCCGAACAAGCUGUCAUCCGAGGACUUUCGCCGCUGCGCGGAGCCUUGGGCUCUUAGUGCUGUCCUGGCCUGGGUUCGGAAUCUGGCUGAAGAUGAGACUGACCUCAAGGAACAUGCGAUUGUUGAUGCCAUUGUCGCUUUGUUUACGCACAAGGUACCUACGAUGAAUACCGCCGAUGCUGAGACCCUUGCGGCAGGUGUCGUACAGGACAUGCUUAACCAGGGGGCGCUGGUGAACGAUGAAGAAUGGGUCAAGUUUGGCAGCGGCGAGCUAUCCGGUGUCCUGUUCCAAAUCACCGGCACAGGAUGCUACUCCCCUCUUUUGCACGAGCAGGAAUCCGAAACGGAGGUCGUCGGACGCUGUUACUCGCACCACUGCAUGCGAACGCUCAAAAAGGUCAACCUACGGGCUCAAGGGCCGCAGAAGAAGGUCGAAGACUGGGUUACAUUCUAUAAAGUGCCCAAGGAAGUAUGGGAGGCGCAUCCAAGGAAGGAGAUUGAGCGACAGAACAACCUGCACGAGAUUGUGACAACCGAGGACUCCUUCAUUGGCCAACUCGAUGUCCUGCGCGAGCUGUAUCGUGAUCGAUUGGCCACGUCGAACCCACCCAUCAUUCCCCCGAAACACAUCAACCAGUUCUUGACCGAAGUCUUUGGCAAAGUGGACGCGGUAAAGAAGGUCAACGAAGACUACCUCUUGGCACAGCUCAAAUAUCGACAGAACGUGCAAGGUCCGUUUAUCGUUGGAUUUAGUGACAUCUUUCGCGAAUGGAUCCGCAAAGCCAAGUCCAUCUAUAUUAGCUACGCCGCCACAUUUCCACGCGCAAACUACCUUGUACGCAAAGAAGCCGAGAGGAAUCUUAUAUUCCGCCAAUUCCUCAGCGAUGCCAGGGAUAACAAACUCUCAAAUCGUCUCAAUUGGGAUACAUUCCUCAAGGCGCCCAUCACGCGAAUUCAGCGCAUUGCUCUGCUGCUGACGACUGUGCACCACAACAUGCCCAAAGAUUCCGAGGAGAAGACAAACCUUGCUCAGGCCAUUGAAGAAAUCAAGUUGGUUGCAUUGGAAUGUGACAACAAAGUCGGAGAGAUGACCAAAAAGGUCGACUUGAUAGAGCUUUCCUCCAAGCUCAAGCUUCGCUCGGACAUGAGAAAGGAUGUGGAGCUUAACCUCGACCAUCUAGGACGAGAGAUUGUUUUCCGGGGCGAUUUGCAGCGCCCAGGAACGCGCACGAGAUUUUUGGUCGACACGCACGCGAUUCUGUUUGAUCAUUAUCUUGUCCUUGCCAAGCAUUCCACCAUGCGCGAUGCUGCCCGAACGGUGAAAUUCGAAAACUAUGAUGUGUCGAAGCUGCCGAUUCCGAUGGACCUGCUUGUCUUGGAAAGUACUCACGAGGAUCCUGUCGUCAAGUCAGCCGUCAGAGGAGUAGUCUCGGCUGCGGGAGCUCAGCCUGCCGCCCGUGCGGGGGCGGGUAUAGUCCACACGAAUACUGAUGCGUCUGGUAAAACGCUGGUUCCGGCUACGGUUCUCGAGAAUCCCAAGGACGACAAGGUCCUAUAUCCCUUCAAAAUCAAGCAUCUUGGCCGGGACGGAACGUACACCUUGUAUGCGAGCUCGCCGCAGAACAGAAAGGAAUGGUGUGACAAGAUUACGGAAGCCAAGACGAAACACGCGGCUGCGCUUUACACGCAGAACUCGGAACCAUUCCGUCUCCGUGUUCUGGCAGACACUGCAUUUAGCAGUUCUGAUAGUUCUCCGCCCGCUAACAGUGUGAUUAUCAAGGGCACGCCACUUGAUCGCGCGGUUCGUGAGGUGGAGAAGAAGUACCCUCCCGCCUCUCGCCCGUCGCCGAUCUGUAGGGCAGCUGUUCAUUGCGCUACUGUGUUUGAGCAGCCUCCUGGGCGUAAGAUGUGUGCGAUUGGAACUGAUUAUGGUGUUUACAUAUCGGAGUACAAUGACCCCCGAGGCUGGACCAGAGCUAUUCCCAUGGUUCGAGUAACACAAAUUUCCGUCUUCGAGGAGUUCAACGUCUUCCUUCUCAUCGCUGACAAGUCGUUGAUUGCGUACCACCUUGACGUUGUCUGCCCGGCCAGCGGCGGCGCCGUGGCUACGCAGACAAGCAACGACUCGGCGCGGCGAGCACCCCAGAAACUCUCCGGAAAUAGAGAAGUCGGUUUCUUUGCGGCGGGACAGAUGAAGGAUCGUACUCUGGUGAUGUACAAAAAGCGGGACGGCUUGUCGUCGACGUUCAAGAUCCUGGAGCCCGUUCUUCAAAAGUCCGCGACGAGUCGUAGCCGGUUUUUCAGCUCGCGUCGCGGACAAACCGAGUUCUUCCGCGAAUACGACGAGUUUUACAUUCCGGCUGAAAGCUACGGCAUCAACCUGUUCCAUUCCUCCCUCGCCAUCUCGACCCAGAAAGGAAUCGAGAUUCUCACACUCGACAAGAAGCAGACCUGGUCUGUUCCUGAGUUCCGCACCGACGCACCCGAAGCGCAGGCACAUCUCAGCAAAAUCGCGCAACGAAUCCUCGGUCUCCGGCCGUUGGGCAUGUUCCGUCUUAGCGAUGCGGAAUUCCUUGUCACCUAUACCGAGUGUGCCGUCUAUGUCAACCAACACGGAGACGUGUCUCGCAGUGUGGUCAUGGAGUUUGUCGGCCGCGCACACUCGGCUUGCCUGUACGGUAAAUUCCUGGUUCUCUUCAACGACGACUUUGUCGAAGUGCGCAACGCCAUGAACGGGCGGCUUCGACAGGUUAUUCCCGGCCACAAUGUCGUCUGUCUCGACGACGGCAGUAGGUUCCCCGGCUCCGGCGUGAACAGCAUCCCCACGAGCUCUGGUGGUACCGUCAACCUCUCUAGCGGCACAUCCAACGGGGCCUCUUUAGCCAUCCAAGGCCGUACAGUCAAGAUCUGCAUGCAGCAUCCCGACUACCCCCGAAACCUCAUUGUCCUCGAACUCCUCGAAAACGAAGGACAGAAGGACUAA